CUGGGAUUUGAAUACGUGAUGUUCUGCAACCUCUCGGAGAAACGGGUGGUGUGCCUUUUCCAGCCAGGCCCUUAUCUGGAAGGGCCUCCAGGUUUUGUGCACGGGGGCUCCGUCGCGACCGUUCUCGACAACAACCUGAUAGGGUGUGCGUUCAUGACCGUUGGCGGGGCUCUAAUGGCUAACCUCAACAUCACCUUUAAGAACCCCAUCCCCCUGGGCUCUGUAGUCCUGGUGGAGAGCAAAGUGGAGAGAGUGGAAGGGAAGAAAAUGUUUACAUCUGGCCUCGUGCGGAGCCCCGAUGGGGAGACCAUUUACGCCAAGGCCACCGCUUUGGUCAUCCUAAUGGAGUCCAAGAAGUUCUCCCAUCUGUGAGUGGUUGCCGGGUCACCUUCUGAAGACUGCACACUCUGUUGUCUUGGCCAAAGCCAGUCAAACUCCCAGUAUGGAUCGCUCGCUUUCCCCUACGCUCCCGGAUCACCUACCACGGUCACCUGCUCCUGAUUCGAACUUGCCUGCCUCAGAUGUGAUCUGUCUGUUGCAGAGACGUGUUACCCUAAGGGGUUGUGAGGGUCUCCUGAGUUUGUUGGGGAAUUAGCCAGGAAACCCAAAGAAUGCGAAAGCAAGUAAUCAAACAGGAUCUCCAACCUACGUUUAUGGGGAUUUUUCCCUCAGUAGAACUCUCAAAAUGAACCAGGCCGUGAUGAAUGAAAUGGUUUUUAUUAAAGAGAAUUAAAGACUAAAAUCAAGAACUUAUCAACUGAAGAGCACUCUAUAAACACACAUAGAAGUUCAGAAAAUAAAGGUGGUAGCUUACAGGGACAGAGAGGGGAACUUAUUUUACGGGACUAUAUUUACCUAUCCAAGGAAUCAGAGAUCUGAGAAGGAUGAGACGUCUCUGUGACACCCUCCUUAUUCUGGAGGACUGGUUUCCCUUUAAAAGUGCUCUUUAUUUUGUUCUACUAGGGUAUAUCC
Messenger RNA from Gekko japonicus, 972 nucleotides. Its product is annotated as acyl-coenzyme A thioesterase THEM4-like. NCBI's taxonomy places the organism in Eukaryota, Metazoa, Chordata, Lepidosauria, Squamata, Gekkonidae. The transcript is spliced from 4 exons. The coding region runs from base 19 to 372 and encodes 117 amino acids. The record is from RefSeq and is a predicted model, not a curated record.